Triplophysa rosa is the source of this 5162-nucleotide messenger RNA. It is a transcript of the gene perm1a, whose product is annotated as PPARGC1 and ESRR induced regulator, muscle 1. Bases 95 to 3841 code for a protein of 1248 amino acids. Gene Ontology annotation, cellular component: cytoplasm; nucleus. The record is from RefSeq and is a predicted model, not a curated record. The transcript has 4 exons. Gene Ontology annotation, biological process: regulation of DNA-templated transcription; response to muscle activity. Lineage: Eukaryota; Metazoa; Chordata; Actinopteri; Cypriniformes; Nemacheilidae.
GCCUGACACUGCUAAAGUUGUGCAAAGGCUAACUGCUCAGGGACAUCUACACACUCCACACCACUGAACAGAGCUUGUGUUUUGUUCUUGCACUAUGGAUGAUUUUGAAUACAGCUUGCACAUCUCCGAUCAAGCCUGGGAUACUUUUUUCCAGGAAUGUGAAGGUUGCAAUUUGCUCUCUCCGGGUCUUGCCAGCCGAGAGGACUCUGGCAUGAGCGACAUUGAUGAGAUGGGCAGCCACUUUCUAGGUGUGACCCGACUCCCAGGUACAGCAGAAUCAACAGAGCCUGAUCUUCAAGUAGAUGGCCCCCCGGACUGCGAGGGUUCGCCUGUAGACAAUUACCUCAGCAAGUAUGGGAUUGGUAGUCCAGAGCAGGUUCUCUCUGGAAGUGAGGAGGACCUGCACCUUCAGACUGUUAAUCUUUUCUUUGAGCAGUUAAAAAGCAUCACAGUAAAUGAACAGCCCUUGGAACAAAGCCAUGUUGAAAACUGUGGAAGUGAGAAGACCGACCAUCUGGAGGGUUUGAUUGAUAACCAGGAUAUUCAGUAUGUGGUUAUUUGUCCAUCUGGCAGAAUUGAGGCAAUUCCCAAAGGAGAGAUCUCUAAGCAGGGUGAGGCUGAUACCUGGGGCAGUACAGCUAUAGAAAAAGCUGUAAUGCCCACAUGCACUAAUGCACAGGUAAAUGCUUCAGAUUCCCCUGAAAGGGAGACGGUCAUUGGAGGGGAGUCAUUGUCAUCUCAGCUAAUUACAGUAGGAGUGAAACGAGAGCAGGAGAAAAGGCGUUGUGAUCUCAGCGCAGAGCUUAAGCUGAAACCUGAAACAAAGCCACCAGACAAAGUGAAAAUGCCACCCAUGGAGAUAGUUAACUGGAUAGAUAUGACUGUCUUAAAUCCAGCAAAGGGAAGCAUUGAUCAGUUGGAGAUAGGAAGCAGUUCUGACUCAAAAGUUUCACCAAUCAUUCAGAUCCCAGUCUCACCUUUCAAUCUCAGGAGAAAGAGAAGAAAGAAGAAGAGAAUUAGUAUGGAGGCAGGAGAGAUGAGUCCUGGACAUGAGGCUCAGAUACGAAUCCAUCAAAGUGAAUCGGAGGAUGAGAGAUUCGUUCAGAGAGAAGAGAUAAAUAAUCUUCCUAUAAAUGUAAAAAUGAUUGAGCCACCAUCAAUUCCAGAAAUUAAAAUCUCUCCGAUACUGCAUAAUAGUGAUCAUUUAUUGCAAUGCUUUGCUGUUGGUGCUGAGGCUCCAACUGGCUUAAAGUGUUCGAAAAGUUUGCCAGAAUCUUUUACCACAUUUGAUGUAGAGACAAUACCUCAAGUCAGACAAACAAGCAUAUGCAAUAUUUCCAAAAGCAUGAAGGAAAUGUCUCUUGUAAACAAUAGACAUUUGAAAGCGGAGGUCCAGCCGAAGUCCAUAUUGGCCGAGAAAGUUCUAAAUGUACAAGAAAGUGACGUAGCUUUAAAAAUAACAGAAUCUGCUUCCACCAUACAGUUAAGAGAGACGGACUGUUCUCCAACUCCGAGCCUGAGAGAAACCAUAUCAGAGUCUCUAAAUGAUAAUUCUCCAGCAGGAUGUCAAAGGAAAUCCUUAUUAUCUCCUAACAUUUCCAGUGCAGCUGAUUCAACAGAGCCUCUUUCCUCCUUAGUUUCUUUCAACUUGACUGAGGACACACAUAAAGAUGUAUCCUGUUUGGGAAAUGAGAUUGACUGCUAUGCAUUUAAAAGUGAAAAAAACUUGCCAAACAGAUGGAUUAUGACAGGGAUUUCAGACGUCCAACAAAGCAGCUCGUCUGUAAUGGAGAAGAUAGAUGAUGUAGAACCUUGCUCAGAUGGAAACACUUCAAAAAUGUUUUCACAGAAUACUUUGCAUAAAGAGAGAGCUGUUACUUGUGUGGACAUUUUAAAAUCUCAAACGUGUCAACUAAGAAUGGGUAGUCCUUUAAGCGAGACACAUUUAGAGACUGAAUGUAACAUGAUGGAAAAUACUGUUGUUUCUGAUGGAAAAGAUGAGGGACAUAUUCAAAACAAUAAUGAGGUGUUAAUGGUGAAUGCCUCUCUUAUAAAACCAGAUAAUUCAACUCAGGAAUCUGAAGGUAAGAAAGACAAGAGUGUAAAUGAAGAUGGUGUUGUAGAAUUCAAGAAUAAUGGUGAACAUCUAUUAAAUGAUAUAGCCAAUAGAUCAAUUGAACACAUUUUCAAUGAACAUUCAACCCAGAAUGCUUUAUCAGAUGUGUCAGAGAUAUCUCCUCCCACAGCUGCUGAAAGCCAGGGCACAUUCUCCGGUCCUCUUGAGUCAGAAAGUGGAUCCAAAGAUCCAGAGAAUAUUGUUCUUGGUGCAGAUCAAAUUCCAUCCCCUGUGUUUGCUAUCUCCUCAUUUUGGAAUGAAAUGGAAAAGUUAACCAUCAAUGACAUUUUGCGGCUGCGGAUGAUUGGGAGUGCCCAGCACCCCAGCGUUCUGACCCAGCCAGAUGAUAGAAGCGUCUCAGACACUAGUGAUGCUGCAGACUCCGGUUACUUUACACAACCAGAUGACUCUAAACCAGAGCGCCUGAGUGGAGACAUGUCUUUCAUAUCUGAUUUAGAUGAAGAUCUCUUACAGCUUCAAACUCAAUAUUCUUUGAAGCAAGAUGACGAGCCAUGUGGGUUUCCCAGCAGGUCUUGUAGUGUGAUGUGGGAGAAUGAUUCCGAUCCAGCGAUGGUGGGUGAGGAUGUGGUGUACAUCAGCUCUGAAACCGCUCUUCCUGAACAUCUCUAUGCAGCUGAUGCCCAACAGUGCUUCAGAAAAAUGUGCAAGAAUAUUAGCGUGCAGAACCUGCAAGAUCUGGAGGCUCAACCGAUCAGACAAAUGAUGAGAAAUGCUUCGCUGCGUUCGAUACAUUCAGAAGCAGAGGAUCCUUUCUACCACGUGAACACGUCAUACCCGACAUGCUUGUCUGACGAUGAGGACUUGGAGAGUGGUGGCAUCACGUUUUCUGAAAUAAUCCAGUAUUUCUUCAGUGAUGAUGAACCUGAACGGUGUUCUUCUCGUGCAGACAAUAACACCACCCCGUCCUACCUUGAGGAAUCGGGAACAUCUGUGCCAGAGAUGUAUGAUCAUUUCUUCUCAGAGUUUGAUUCUGGAAGCUUUUUUAAUCCGUUUGAAAAUGAUCAAAUGGUACCCAUUUUCUCCAGCACCCGCUCUAACAGAAACCUUCAGUUUCCAGAAGCGUAUGAUUCUUUUUUCCCUGAUUCCCCUGUCCAUUCAGAUGAAGAUGAUGAUAAUGACUAUUCACCCAUCAAGGUGGUGUCACGAUAUGACCAGAAGUCUUCCAACCACUAUUCUGUUGCAUCAACAGACAUGUAUGAGCACUUCUAUCCUGAAGACACUUUUAAGAGCGACCUCCUCUGGGCAAACCCAUUUUCACUCAGAAGGGUUCGACGCUCUGACCCUGCAGUCCCUGAAGAGAAUUCCUGGGCUCUCACCCCGGUGAAGCCCUUUCACAAAGGUAUACAGUCAAUCACUGUGAUAGGCCCUGAUGACAAACCCUUUCCAGAUUCAUUGUACCUCAACCUGGAGAACCGCAUCUUCCAGCAGCUGGCUGAGCAACAGAAGAAAUGUAUGGAGAUGCAGACUGUUGUUGCUGACCCAAGAUUGGAUUCCCCAUUCUUGCCUCUUAGACAGGCAGACAUGUGCUUGGUUUGUAUUGCAUUUGCCUCCUGGGUUCUUAAAUCAGCGAGUCCAGGAGCAGACACCUGGAAAGCUGCUCUCCUGGCGAACGUCAGUGCGCUCUCGGCCAUACGAUACCUGCGGAGACACAAGAGGGAGGAGGUUUCUGGAAAAACUUCUCUUCGUCAGAUAGAGCCCGCAUAACCCCAUUAUAGCUCAGCCAAUACUCACAGAUCUCAUUUCAUCACAUCACACUUUUUCCAUGUAAUCCUAAAGGGUGAUGGUGAAUGUCAUACACAUGCAUGCAGGUAAUUUUCCAUCUUUCUCAGUGCAUUUUAUUAGGAUUAAUGCAUUCAUUUACAUUGUUGUUGUAACUCAGAAACCUACUGUAUACAGUAGAUGCAACACAAUUAUAAAUGUGACUUAUGCCAUUGUGUUUUCUUCAUCAACAUAUGGAUACUAAGCAUAAGCAAUGUAAUGUAUGAAAUGACCAAAGCCUUGGAUCAAAGAUGUGUUGUGAAAGAGCACUGGUAGGUUUAUUGAUGUGAUUGCGAGAUACUUACAAAAGUAUAGUAAAUGUAUGUACUUGUGGAUUGUUUAUUGGAGGAGUCAUUUGUGCAGAUAGAAAGUUAAAGGGAUACACCACCCAAAAAUGAAAAUUCAGUUGUUGUUUUUUUUAAUGGUAGUCUAAGGUCCCCUACAACCGUUUGCUUUCCUAAAUUCUUCAAAAUAUCUCAUUUUAAUUUAUUUUUAUUAUUUUAAUAUCUUUAAAAAAUGAUUUUAAAAAAUCCUACUAUAGUAGUCAAUGAUGUUCCAUUAAUGUCAGUUGUUAACAUUUUUCCAGAUAUCUUUUUUGUGUUUAGCAGAAUAAAUAAAUAAAUUGAUACAGGUCUGAAACAACUUGAGGGUGAGCAUGACAGAAUUUUCAUUUUUAAGAGUAUCUUUUUAAUAUACUGAGAUACUACUGAGAUGCUGGAAUUUGGGGCCAAAUUGUCUUGGAGUAUUUAUUUUAAGCAUAUUGUAAUACAUUUCCAUAUGUGACAAUAGCCUGCCAACAAUAUCUGACAACAUAAAAAGAUUUGUUCAAAUUUCAUUCAGAUGGUGCUCCCUGCUUCAAAUAUUUCAGUUUAGACAGAAGUAUAGAAAUUGUCUGUUGUACCUAAAAUAAAUAUUUAUUUUCAAGAACUUUAAGAAGUUGAGAGUGUUAUCAUACAUGUUGUUCAUACCCUUGUUAUUCUUAGUUUUUUGCCACUAGAGGGCAGUAAUCACGCAGUUGUCCUUUGAUUGUGCAGGUUAGGGUUAGGGUUUUGCCAGUUUGACACUACAUGACUUUUUAAAGGGAAAAUGUCAUUGCGCUUUUCGUAAAAAAAUUAACCAGUGAUAUUUAUUUCAACUGUUUAAGAAAGGGACAAGAACAAUGAAUUUGUUACAUUUUCCUCAGGACUUGACAUUUACUUUACACUUCUAAAUGUUACCAGCAGGUGGCAGCAGAAGGUUGUUGAUAAAUCUCUGUAUAGUUCCAGCA